AUGGAAGCAACUGCAAGAAUCUUCAGUACUUCUCCUCUCAAUCGUCGUCUCCUUCUCACCAAAAUCAUUGUAAAACCAGAUUCACGUUCGAUCAAAUCCAGAAACCAUCUCCGUUUCCCCUUUCACAAUGCCGCCGUCGCUCGUACUCGAUGCUCUUCGCUUCCUCCUCCGAAUGCGAAUCUCUUCAAAUCCUUCUUCUCGCUAACGUCAACGUUUCGUCUCGAGAACUCCGCCGUUCACGCUAACCCAUUCCGAUCCGAACCUAACGACGGCGUCGCCGUGUGGAACAGAGCUCCACGGAUCGUUAACGGAGGUGGAAACGCGACGGUGUUCGGAAGGAACGGGAAAGAGACGACGGUGGUUCUUCUCGGUUGGUUAGGAGCGAAAGCGAAACACCUAAGGAGAUACGUUGAGUGGUAUAACUCCAGAGGAAUUAACGCCGUUACUUUCACCGUCGACGUUAGGGAUUUACUCCGGUUAGAUCUUGGACGGCGACUUGAACGGCGGAUUGCUGAAUUUGGUAACGAAUUGGUCAAUUGGGUAUCUGAGAAAGAAGAAGACGGUAGAGAAAAAUGCUUAGUGUUCCAUAGUUUCAGUAACACUGGUUGGCUUGUCUAUGGUGCUUUGCUUGAGAGCUUCGUGGGUAGACAAGAGUUAGUAGAAAAGAUUAAAGGUUGUAUCAUCGACUCGGGAGGAGCAGAUCCUCUAGAUACAAAGAUUUGGGCAGCGGGUUUUACCGCUGCUAUACUGAAAAAGCGUAGCUCCACCAUAAACACAGAACCAAACAGUUUCAUAAACGAAGAGGACGCUUCAAACCCGCAAAAGAAGGAACCUUUAGGAAUCGAAAACAUGAUGCUAUCAUCUUUAGAGAAACUCUUCCCCAUCCUCCUAAACAUCCCAGACGUCAACAGGAGGCUAACGAAAAUCAUCGAGAAACUCUAUGAGAACCAUCCUCCAUGUCCUCAGCUUUAUCUUUACAGCUCCGGGGACAAAGUAGUCCCGUCCCAUUCCGUAGAGCUUCGGAUCAAAGAACAACAGAAGAUGGGAAGAAAGAUACAUUCUUUCAAUUUCAGGCUAUCUCCUCAUGUCGAUCACUACAGGAACUUUCCUGAUUUGUACACUUCACAGCUUCAAAACUUCUUGCAAGAAUGCUUCACGACAACAAAACAGCAAGAAGCUCUAUGA
Molecule: messenger RNA, 1185 nt
Organism: Arabis nemorensis
Lineage: Eukaryota; Viridiplantae; Streptophyta; Magnoliopsida; Brassicales; Brassicaceae
Source: the annotation of a GenBank genome assembly